AUGUUACGCAAACUUUGUCCCGAGCGGCCUCGGUACUUCAAUCGACCCUUAGACGACAAACAUGGCGACAGCGACCAGGUAUGUUUCUCCGCAAAGACGUACGUCCCUUAACGUAGACCUUUAUCACGCGGUUACCAUUUUGCAUAAAAACAAAACAAUUCGUUCGUUUGGCCUGCUGGCUUGAAAACCAUAAGAACGAAUUUAGAAGUGAUAAGAUAAAGUUUUUCGUUUUAUUCUCCGUGAACUUAAUAUGUCCUAUAACUGAAAUUGUCACAGUGUGUAGGUUAGAUACAGUACAGGUGUAACGGAAGUUUGUGAUAGAUUAUCAACGUUUCAAAACAAGUCACUUUAUAAUUUUAAGCAAUUAAGUCCUCGCGCCUAAUAUUAUUGCAAAAAUGAUUUGUUAUCAAACUGACAAUUUUUUUAGUGUUAAAGUUUUAAUUAAUUCUUUAAACACGUAUACCAGAAACUUAUCGCCAAUUUACCUUCCAAUAUGUUUUGGUGGAUUUAAGACAACACCGUUUAAGAUAUUGUGCCGGUCCGUGAUUUGUUAAAUUACUUGACAUGUUUCACGCAGAAUGUCGAUGCACACCAGUGGUGCGAGGCCAAUUUGAGAGCUUUUAUCUCAGUCAUCAAUGCAAAUUGAUCAUCAGUCUCACCGAAGUUGACACGUAUUCCACUAACGCGAAAACGUGAAAUGUCAAGUUGUAUUUAAAUAAGUAAGUAAACACUAACACAAACUAAAAAUUGUUUUAUAAAGCAAUCUUAAACUCCCUAAAAGUCCAGGUUGGCAUAUCCAAUAAAAAUUUCCAUGAACUGAUUAUGGUAGGAAAUUACAGUUUACAAGUAUGAAUUACGUAACCAUGGUCUCAGGCACUAAGUGGUACCAUGAUAAUUGUUGUAUUAAACAUUCUCAAAAACAAGGCUUUUUUAACUAAUUAAAAAUUUAUGAAGAGUAACAAAGGAAAUAAAUAAAAUUUGGCUUCCAAAGACAAGGCUAAAAACACGGAGAAGACAGAUCAAGACAGGAACACUUCCGGACGCCAGUCUUCUUCAAUUAUGACCAUCCCUGCCUUCCAUUGUAUUUUCUGCGUUGUUUAUAUAUUCUUCUAAUGUUUCGAGCGGUUAUUUUCAUGUUUCACUCGAUCUGGCGGCAGUUGCCGAUGUUUGAAUUUUGAUAAAUUAACAGGUAAUUUCCACGAAACAAAGUCUCAGACAAAAAUAGUUGGGACACUUCCAUCCAACACUGUUUUUUCGCUUCUGGCCUGUCUCCUCGUUCUCCCUAUGUUGUUUAUCGCAGUUAACUCAAAUCUUGCACACCAACAAUGGGAGGGCAAGAAGACAUCAAAGUGUCCCUACAAUGUUUGACCAAGGGUGCAGCUUUCUACUUUUCUACACGUCACCAACGUUUGCCCAGACUUUGCGCGGACAAGGAAGCAAGAGAAAGGCCUGGGGACUAAGGCUGUCUGCAAACAUAUGAAUUAUGAAACACUGAAUAAAGUGCAACAUAAAGGCCGAGCUUCGAUGCUUUACAUGUAACGAAUUACAAUACACACUGUGAUAUUAUGCACACUGUUUCCAAAUGUUACGAGUAAUACCUACAUCAACAAAUAAGCAACUUGCAAAUUGGAUGAAGACGCUCUUGUUUGCUCCACAAUUUAUUUUGCAUAACAUGCCAAAUUAUCUCGUUUACAUUUAAAUUAUUCUAAACAUCUUUCUUGUGUAAGUUCACGGAGCUGCAGUUUGCGAUAAUGUCCACUAAAAAAAAAACUACAAAGUUGCAGUAUAGUGUACUAAAUAUCACCUAAUGGUUUUCAUCCCUUAUGUAGUUUUUUUUUUCUUUUUUGCUUAUACUUAUCAGUAUGCGGUUAACCAAAGACAUUUCUUCUUUAAAAACACACACCAGAUAUACACACAGAAAAACAAGACUUUUAUGAAGAGCAUAACAAUACAAUAUUUAAAAAACAUUAUAUAUUUUUGUGGUCGAAAAGUGUUACAGACAAAACCGCGUUUUCAUAGCAACGCGAUCAACUUUGUCACCCUCGGUCUAAAAGCUUUCUACAAAGCCACAAUUCGGUCAAAUUGAUAUUUUGUGAUAAUCUUCACCGCUCUUUGCUUCUUUUUGAAUGCUUCGAACAAUACUUGUGAGAAAAAUGUCUAUUUUUGAUGCCCCUAUUCCUUUCAAAACGCGGGACACCAUCUUCGAGCGAUUACUAAUUAACCUUAAAAAUCCGCAUUUGGAAGGCGUUUCUAGAAAACAUGCGAUUGGCCUGUUUCGCUGAAUAUUAAUUAUUCAGUUUUUCACACGGAAACCCCAUCUCGAGCUUUUGUUUUUGUUCAAGUUAUAAAAACGACUGGACACCUGGUAAAGUGAUAUGAAAUAAUCCUUGAUCUUAGUGGAUAAAAGAUUGUUGUAUGUCGAGCCGUCGUUUAACACGAAGCAAUAUGCAUUUGGCUUUUUUUUACUUUUUCUCUGAAGGCGGUGGUUUCGAUUCAUAGCUGAACUACGCAUGGAGGCAUUUAAUAAUACAUUUGCUUACUUCGUAGAAAAACUAAACUUCUCUGAGGUGAGUUGGGAAAGGAUAAAACACGAGCUGUUUCACUUUUCUUUGAAUAUAAAUUAUUACUGAUGACCGUAAAGGACAGGGAAGGCGAUAGUUUCCAUUUUAAAUUGUCACUGACAAAGAUUGAUUCGAGAAGGCUUUUAGGCAUUUUAUACCGCCAAAAAUUUUUUAAAAAAUUCGUGAUCGCAUUGUUAAUUUGCAAUCUGAGAAUCAGUCAGCUUCAUGUUGAAAUUCAUCGGGGACUAAUCUUCGAGAAAAUAUAUCGCAUCAGUCGUCUGAAUCGGUUGUAGUUCAUAUUUGAAAUUAGAAAUUGAUUAUUAACAAAUUAAAAUUGAUUUGCUGAUAAAAAUGAAGUUAAGCGUUUAGGUUUGUUGGUGUUCAGUAUGCUGAUAAAAGCAAAUAUAACUUGAGCCACUUAUAAUUUAACCAGGAAUCAUCACGGAAAGCAACAUGGCAUGAAUUUCCGAGAUUUUAACAAAACAGAAACUUCGUUAAGAAACAUUCUUUUAAUAGCCAUCUAAUGGCAGGGUUUAAUACGUCAGUAUGGCAAACGAUCCUUCUGAUUUCGUAAGUUUUCAUAUUUAAUACUCCUGGUCAGACUGAUAAUUACGUCCAUUUAUUGAUAAUAAUAAACUUUGUGUAAAUCGAUUUUUUUUUCUCUCUUCACACAAUUCUAAACUGACCUAUGUUGUCAAAACUGUGGCAGUUUUGGUGUUUAAACUGUCAUAUCAUGGUCUAACUCAGGGCUAUAUAUUAUCAAGGCUAAAGUUAUUAUUGAUAAUUUUAAGUAAGGUUGCUAAAUAAGAAUGGGUAUCAUGAGGAUAAAUCGAACUCAAUGUGCUUUUCGGAAGCGAAGAUCUUGUUUGAUUGACAGCAAACUUAGGGACUGUUUAUAUGAACUGAGCCAGCCCGGUUAGCCGAGUUGGUCCGCUUUGUACUGGUCUGACUUGGCUCAAGCCUUGUUUGCUUAAAAAUUGUUGUUGUGUUUAUAUGAGAAGGAGGGCUGGCCCGCGUGGCGAGAUAUCUUGUGGCUACAGGCUGCUUGUAAGUAUACUCAGCUUUUGAGCGAGUCGAGUACAAAUGACCGGCUGCACGCACUGGAGUUUUAUUAACAUCUUCAUAGAAGACAAGCCUAUUUCGCAUUUGAUAUAGCUGCACUGAGUAUCUUCCAUUUCUAUCUUUAUAUAUCGCAUAAGAAUUUACCCGUGGAAGUGUAAAAAAAUAUUUUACAAUUAAAAAGUUAUAAUAAUUUUAAUCAUCGUAAAACAUGUAGUCAAUUAAAGGAACCGGCCUUUACCAGAGGCACAAAAUCUUAGCGGAAGUCCUGAGCUUUUUGAAAACUAACAGGGGCCAAUAUAGAUCACAGAGCAUAUAUCCAAAAUCUCUUCCUGAUUACCAUGAAAUUAAGGAAGAUAUAAAUCUGUCUUGAUUUUUCGAAAAACGAUGUGGCUUUCUUCUAGCCUAUGAAUUUAUUAAUGCGAUAUUUGUCAUUACAUUGUAACUUCACUACAAUAAAUCCACUCAUCUCAACUUUCCCUAUUGAAAACAAUUUGGCAGAACACCUGCUUAAAAUCUUGGCUUGUCGAAAAUAAUGAUUCCUAAUUAAUUCCACGAAAACCCUGCAGCAAUUGAGCAUGACUGACUUCCAUAUUAUCGUCCGGUUUACCUUGACAUUUGGCGACAGUUUUGAAUAUCAAGACUUUCCGGCCGAUUAUGUGGGAACAAAGCUUUAAGGACCAUGUCAAAAAUAAGAGGAUUUCUUGUCGUUAAUGUUAGCUUUCAUGUUAAAUAACCACAUGAAAUUUAGUCAUCUUUGCUUGAAAAACAUAUGUUUUUCAUUCUAUGAGUAAAUUCACUUUGGUUAUUUAAUGCACGGCACGUUAAAUACACUCUUUACUUUAAAAUUGCCAUAUCUGAUGUUUAAAUUUUGUCUUUCAGUUCUUUUUUUUAUUUUAUUUUUUCACGUACUUAGUUUUUUGUUUCUCCAGGACUUUAAUUUAAUCUAAUGAACCAUAAAUUUUUGCUAGUCUCUAAAUGGAUAUUUGCUAGCCUUGCUGCCAAUUUAUAAGAGGAGUGUAUAUCAAAUCAGGCACAGGUAACCUAAGCUCGACACUUUUCGGUAGCCUCUCAAAUGUAAGCAUUCAGGGAAAAAAAACGAUCCAUUCUAAGGCCUCCCAAAUUCUUUCCUACGUUUAGCCUUUAGAAGCAAUCAAUUUCCCCUAAACAAAUCCUUACGUUUCGAAGGUAACCCAACAGUGUCGACGCUCAUUUUUCGAGCUUGGGCUACCUGUGUAAGCUGCAAGAAGACUGUUCACAGUCCUCUAUAUUUCCGUGAGACCGCCGAGAUCGAGAGUUAACGAGCGGCCAUCUUUGUUUCAAUUGUACCGAGGGGAUGGGUGUCGGGGAGUUACAGCGGUAGGUGGAGAGAGGCGAGAAAAAUGGCCUCUUCCCAAACCGUCCCGCGCCCCCUAAGUACAUUUGACCCAUCCCAGGCAAGACUCGAUACAUGUGAAACCAAGAUGGCCGUCCGUAACGCAAGAUCUCAGUCGUUCUUGACUUCUUACCGAAAAAUAGAGGACUGUGAACAGUAUAACGUGCAAGCUUCCACGGUUUUUUUCCUGCUGUUUAUUUUCCAGUUACUCAGUCUCCUGUUUAGUGAUGGCUACGACCAAGCCUUUAGCUCUUUUUCUGGAAAAUAACUGCCAUAGUAUUUUAUUUCCCGAACAGUGGCAGGCAAUCGAGCCUAUGCGCUGCAAAGAUAAGUGUCAAACAAUUAAAUUAAUCAUCAGUCUUCCAUACGUUGCACUAAAAAGGCGAGUCAAACCAGGCUUAUUUGUUUGAGAGUUAGUCGAGUUUAUGUAAAUUUUCUUGUCGGUGCACAAUGCACAGAAUCGGGAGCCCAUACCCCGUAGAGAGCAACUGCCAUACUAGGCCUAUGUCACAUCGUUUUCACGGACCGGUUUCAGUAUUUUUAGAUACAUUUUGGAGCACUUUGCCCCGCGAAAAUGGAAGCUCCCACCCAGACUCCCUGGCGUCUUAUGGGACGCGGUCGACGAAAAACUGAAAAUUAACUUUGUUCUUUCAUUAUAUUUUUCAGACGUUUAUCGUGAUUACAAGCCGUUUUGGAACACCCCAUGUCCACCGCCUGAACAAAGCAAAGUCUCUGUAUAUAUUUGGUCAAAACCACCCUGUUAGGAAAUUUUCUUUGCAUAUAACAACAAAUCAGUAUCCUUUCAUUUUACUUUUCCUCUGAAUCGGAAACUCAAACAACAUAACUUUUUCGCAAAAAAAGAGAUGCAUUUUAAUUUUUUUAAAAAAAAGAUAUUACAAUAAUGGAGGUGCGGGGUUUCGAACCCCGGACCUCUCGCAUGCAAAGCGAGCGCUCUACCAUUGAGCUACACCCCCUGGUCUCUUCAAAUGGGCGUGAAAUAUACAGACGGCUUUACGAGAUUCAGGUACUAAAUACUUUAAAUAGAGCGUUUUCACGCACGUGGCCAGCAUCUUUGCAAAUAUACUGGAACAAAAGAAAACGUUUACUUACGAAGAGAAUUCAAUUCCAGCCCCAUAUCCACGUACAUGGCUGUCAUUUCAAAUAUUGUUUUGGAACACCAGUAUGGCCUACGUGACGUCAUAUGAAAGCUCUCCAAACAAAGAUUUCUUUGUCUCAUUUUAUUGACAGUUUUUUGCCUCCUUUUAGAGUAUUUGCUUUUUUAAAAUAUUUUACCUCCUGUGUGAUUCUUUUGUUCCUUCUCUCUCAUUUCAUUUACUACCAAAGUUAUUUUCCUUAACACUGAUCCACAGAUAUUUUGAGAUUUUUGUACUUUUAACAAUUUUAGUAAACUGCGUUUUUCUAGCUCUGACGAAUCCGCCGGAGGAACCCGAGUAAGUAUUACUAAAGAUUCCUGUAUUGAUUUUUUGCAGCGCAUUCAAGACUACCUUAAAGAGGAAGGAAAACACCCCACAGACAAAUAUUUACGGGGGUACGGGGGUGGGAGCGCCCCGAGAUAGCUUGCUCACAGGCUAAUUAGGCUGCGUCUUGCACAUCAACUGAUGAAAGUUAAGCCCUGUGCAAACGGACGCAACAUUGUUAGCCAACAACUCCCAACAUUGUUGGAUAUUACAUAUUGCAUCCGUUUGCACACCAUGUUGGUCUCCAAAGUCUUAUGGAUUUCGUAUCCUUCCCGCGAUGCACUGCAGGUCCCAACAUUGUAGGAAAGUUGUUAAAUCCGUUUGCACACCACUGCCAACACGGACGCAACAACUUCCAUCAUUGUUGGGGCAACAAAGUUGGGGGUUAUUGCGCCCGUUCGCAUGUCUUUAAGAUUCUUGUUAAAGAACCGGAGAGAAGGGACCUCACAGUUAAGCCUUCUUUAAAAUCAUGGACUGGAUUUUAUACGAUUUUUAAUCGUAAAUUUUUUUUCCGUUCUUUUCAACAGAUAUGUAUUUGCAGCAAUUUAUACUUUAGAAAUGAUUCUUAAAAUAAUUUCUAAAGGCUUUGCUCUCCACAAAUAUGCUUAUUUGAGAGAUCCUUGGAACUGGCUGGAUUUCGUCGUUGUGAUAUUAGGGUAAGCUACCAUGUGUUUGGUUUAAGUUCUUAUCCCAUUCUUUACCAUAGUCUGGAUCCAAUAGGCCAUUCACGAGUUUCGAAAUGAGGUUAACUGGAAAGCCUUUCUUGUGAUAAUAAGUUUCAUGCAUUUGUAUGAGAACACCCCUGAUACUGUAUGCGCAAACUCAGACACUAAUUGCGAAAAAAAACGAGGGAUCUUGCUGGUAGAGUUUUCUGAGUUUUGGUGUAAGCGCACACCGGUUUUGUUUCAGUUAGCCAAAUCAAGGCGAGAAAUCAUUAAGGUUACAAAUCAUAAGCUAAACUUUACUACUUUAAAGAAAUUUUUAAGCAUGUGACACAACUUCUUUCCUUGUCAAAGGUAUAUAACCUUAGCUCCUGGAGUGUUAGCCAAUCUUUCUGGAAUCAGGACAUUUCGUGUGUUUAGAGCUCUCCGUACAAUAUCAGCCGUUAAGGGUAAGUCCUUGAAUAUUUACAAAAAAUAGUGAGGCUUUUUUGUUAAAAAAAAUGAGGACGAGACGGGAAAUAAAUUCCCUUAGUAGAAGGCGCAAGCUUGUAAGGGGAUCUGGGGGUAUGCUCUCCUGGGGAUUUUUUUUUUUAUUUAAAGCCCCCUUAAUUCCUGGGUCAGUCUGAGUCAUUCAGACAGGUUAAUGUCCAGUUACCUUCGCAGUCCUCGGAUAAAGCCUUGCAAAUUGGCGAAUUAUUUCAUUAUUGAUUUCAACUUCAAAACUUUUUUAAAAAUAAAAAAAAUCAUAUUUAUUAUUAAAAUCUGACCGAAUUCUGUAAAACAAUGGAAACCGGUGUGGAUCCGCGCCUCCGUAGCUUUAGUAUAAUUAUCUCAAAAUUGGAGGUGCGGGGUUUCGAACCCCGGACCUUCCGCAUGCAAAGCGGACGCUCUACCACUGAGCUACACCCCCCGCCUCGCAUCUAAAUGCUGGAAAUUUGCGUAUAGAUCCUAAAAUCUUAAAUUUUCGCACACGUUGGGGAUUUUCGUACAAUUGUUGCUACGAUUUUGGGCCCGAGUUCAGUUAGUCGUUGGUCGGUUUUUAGAAGUCAUAACAACAAGAGAGUGUAGUGCAGAUUGGAGAGACAAGAUUCACACAAAGCUAUCUUCUUACAGAGUUUCAAAAGCGUGUAAUUAUGACGUUUCUUCAAUUAUGCCAAGAACACUCGAAUUUACUAAAAAUACUGCUGUUUGAAUGCUCUUCCCGGUGAAAGGCUUUGGAAAUCUUUCAAUUCAAUCUAUUUUAGUCUUUUGUACUCAGUCCCUUGCUCGUUACUAAUGACAAAUGGUAGCAAUAUAUACUUACAAAUUUGUUCUUUCAAUAAGGUCAAUAAUUUGAUUCCAGAUUAUUUUUCUUUUAUUUCAUUAGGUCUGAGGAUGAUGGUGAACACCCUUCUCGCUUCCAUGAAGAUGUUAUGGGAUGUGCUCAUUCUCACAAUGUUUUUUAUUUGUAUUUUUGCUCUUGUCGGGAUGCAAGUUUUUGUUGGUGUGCUGAGAAAUAAAUGCGCUGAACCUGUACCGGACAACCUUCAAACAUCAUACAUAGAUUACGUGUCUAAUUCUAGUGAGUGGCUUAUGAGUAGACUACGUUUCCUUUUCAUAGUUCCUUCAACUUUAGUAAAUUUUUAAGUGUUACAGAAUACGUACAAUGAAUUAUUGCAGACAACAACAGUCCAAACUCCCCACAUAUGCAUCACAGUCGGAUGAGCAUGAACGGUGCCCGAAUCAUUCAUCGUUUCAAACACUGAACUAUAGUAAAACCUAUUCACGGUAAUACCUUCUUACAUAGCACUCGACAGCUGUUAACAUAAAUUUUAAUUUAGGGGGGGAGGGGGAAGGGCUACACUGGAGUCACGAGCCACCCUCCUAAGAUCUCCCGUUGUCCUUGUAUGAUUACAAGUUACUUCCCUUGGCUUACAUGUAAAUAUUCUCUUCUUACUUUAGGUGUUUGGAUACUCGACUAUGAGCGUAAUCCGGUGGUAUGUGGAAAUAACUCCGGGGCAGUGUAAGUUGAUAUAUUAACAAUAUGUAGUAAAAUGUAAUGAUUUAGUGGUAUCGAAUCCACAACGCGGUUCCGGGUCCAACUUGAAUUUGCAAAUGCUGGUUUUUGAGAGGAGGAGGGAAAAAAAGAGUUCCCGGAGAAAAAACUCUCGCAGCAGGAGCGGAAGGCAAGGCUUUAGAAACUUAACCACAGCGAAGCGAUGGCAUCGCUUCCGGCAGUUGAACCCGGUGCGGGCGACAUUGCUGGAAGGUGAACGAUCUUACGGCAACUGUGCUAUCCCUUGCUCCCUUAAAUAAACUAGUGGCAAUCAAAUUUUCGAGUGUUCUAUCAGUUACUUAGAUGUGCAGUCUCUAUUCUAGUCUCGAGUUUCUCACAUUAAGCGAUCAACAGAUUCGAGUAACAAUCUUUAAAUUUGUAUUUCGCUCUGUAUAUAUUUGUAUCGAGCACUCCUACUCCUUAAAGAAAGCAAGGUACACAUUACCUCUUUGUUUAUUCUAUUAAAUCUAUACAAUCCUGCAUAUAAAAUUUUAUUGCAGGCAUUGUGAUGCAAAUCAUAGCUGCCUUCCCGACGCAGGGCCCAACCCAAAUUUCGGAUACACGAGUUUUGAUCAUUUCGGCUGGGCCAUCAUGACGUCAUUCCAGCUAGUCACUUUGGACUUUUGGGAGAAUGUGUAUAAUAAUGUGAGUCACAUGUAUGAUUUUAUUUUCUCCGUUUCUGAAAACCACACAGAUCCUUGUGAAGCUAUGUGAUUAUGUACCGAUACGUUCAGUCGUUACUGGGUUAAGUGUGGACGUAGCUUUCAUGAGUUAUUCGCUUAUUUACUCUUAAAAAACCUGCCUCUGUUUUAGUAAGAGAAGAAAAUGCUCAUUAAGAAGUAAAGUAUAAAUAAAAGUGCCGUGUUUUAGUUUCUAAACGUUUCGGGCCUAGCCCUUCAUCAGUGGAAUUACAAGUAUACUCUAGAACUGUCGCAACCGUUGAACCCUGUAGUGCGCGCGUGGCUCUAAGCGCAGCCUGCUGUAGAGGAAACGGAAGUCGGAGUUUAACCCGCGCGGAUGACUGGUGACAAGUUGAAAAAUCAGGCGCAUCUCCAAGUGCUUCUGUUGCGCGUUUUCCCAGGAGAGCAUUACGUGAACAAGAUUACAGGAUUGAAACAUAAUUUUGGUCAGGAUGAGGGAGUGGAAAGCCAUAUUGUAGCUCCUCCUCUACGCGAAGACUGCUAUUAAGUACCAGAACAGUUUCCAUUUUAAAGAGAACUGACUAGACGUGCCUUGUACUUUUUUUUUUUUUUCAGAUCAUCUACGCCAUGGGUCCUUGGGCGGUACUGUAUUUUGUGUGUAUUGUUCUUUUCGGAAGGUUUUAUCUCAUCAACCUCGUUCUCGCUGUUGUAACAGCAUCUUAUGAAAAUGAAGUACAAACUAGCAGAAUGGUAAGUAAAAAAUCUUAUAACACAACCUUCAUAAAAACAAAGAAUUGUUCCUAUGGAGAAAAAUCUUUUUAUUAUAUUUAAUUACCUUCUCAGACAAUUACUGACAAUAUCCAAGUCCCUACAUCGAUUUAUCAUCUGAAACAAAUCAGAGCCCCGAAAACUUAGGCUGCCACUGUGAUGAAGUAGUACUUCUGCAAUCUUCGACAAUUUUAAUAGAAUGAGCGGAAACGUCCCCACACCGUCUGACAUUCAGACCUCCUUUGCAGAAUCUGAUUAAAGUCGCUCGUAAAUGUCUUAAGGGUUUUUUACAAUUUUCUUAACUUUAUGCCUGUUUUGUUCACCAGGAAAAUGAAAAUCUUCGUUUAAAACAAAAGAUGGAAGGCUCCACCUUUUCCCUGGGAAGCCGCAGUGUGUUAAGCAUUGUUUACGGACGCGAGCAAGACGUGGUUCUUGACGAAGCGAUGCACAAAGCCAUGUUUGAUCAAGCGACGGUCGAAAAUGAUCAAAACUCCUUGACCAUGCCACCGACUGAACCAAUCGCGGUAUUCCAAAUAAAACAGGGCCAACAAGAAGAUUCGGUUACCAUAAAGACAACGACUAACAACAAUUCUGGAGGAGAGGGCGAGAAAACUGCCAAUAAAAAAUGCUGUUCGUGCUGCGGGGCUGGCAUUUUAUUAAAGUGCGACUGCUGGCAACCAUUUAGGAAAAGUGUAAAGCGAGUCGUGUCAAGUAAAUUGUUUGAGGCCGGCAUAAUUUUUAUUAUUCUCAUUAACACUCUUUUUAUGUCGAUUCAACAUCAUGGAAUGGACGAAGAUUUGGAGAGAGCAAUAGAUAUCGUCAACUCGGUAAGUAUACUAGCGUCAGUAACUAUCCGGCGCAUGUCCCUUUGAAGAAAAUAACGACAAACUCACGGUCGCGUGCAUGGAGCACAGUUUGACAUUGCUCUUGGAAAUCAUGCAUUGCGCGCGCAGCCUGCAGAGUAGUCAGUUUGAUUUCCAAAAAUUUACUGUAGACUCUCUCUUUACGGACACAUCGGUAAAACGGACACCCAGAGCUAGUCCCUGCCUUUCGUUACUCCCUUUUUUUGACUCUCUUAGACGUCUCCGUCUAGAGAGAGUCGACUGUAGUGUUAACUCGGUCGUGAUUCGUUCUAAUCUGAGCUCUUCUUUCCAAAGGUUUGCACAUUCAUUUUUCUCCUGGAGAUGAUUCUCAAACUAAUUGCCCUAAAGCCGCGCGGCUACAUCAAGAGUCGCUGGAACAUCUUCGAUGGUGUUGUUGCCGUGAUCAGUCUCAUCGAUACCGUGUUGACACUGUCCAACCUGAUUGACAGCACGGGCACUAGUGUGUUCAGGUCGUUUAGACUGGUAAGUGGUGCAUAAUUCUAAACACAAACUUUCGUUUGUUUUUGAGGCUACACAGCACAAAGUCACAGAAGCCAUUGGUGUAGAGUUUCUGCAGUUUUUUGCAUUUAGCCGUGAAAAAGGAGAAAUGUUUACCAGAGAUGAUGAGCAAAUAGGCCCGUGGGGAAGGGUCUGUGUGACAAACGCAAAAGAGGAGAAAGUUCACAGUUAGCUAUACGAGUAUAAGUUAAUUGUUAGAUUAUAUGCUUGCCUAAAAUUCAAUCAAGAACUCGGGCUGUUUACUUCGACUAAAAUUGGACGGCCGACAGUUUUUCUCAGUUUUCGACGCCUAGCUUGGGCUAAGGCAGUUAAACUAGCUUCCACGAGUUUUUAGCUCAAGGGGAGAGCACCUGAACAAGUAAGCACAACUGGUCGUAGGUUCGACUGUUGUCGGGAGAACUAGAAUUAUACUUUUUUGACUUGUCUGAGUGUCACUGGCUGAAAAAAGUAUGAUUCUCGUAUAUUCACUAAGCUUGAAAUUCAUCAUACUUUUAUAUAAUGGAAAAUCAAUUAUUUUGGUCUAACGAUAGGAAGUAGGAAGCUUGAGAACUACACACUUUUUCCCUCCCCAACAAAUUCCCGAGGUUGCGCCUCACUGUUUUCCUUCUCUCUUCAAUCAAUUUUAAUUGAGGACUUUUACUUUCUUAUUGUUUUUCAAAGGUUCGAAUUCUGAAACUCGCUAAAAACUGGAGCACCAUGUCCAGUCUGUUGGCCACUAUAGGACACAGCCUUGGGGCACUGGCCAACCUGUCCGUCAUAUUAGCCAUCAUAGUCUAUAUCUUCGCAGUGGUAGGGAUGCAGUUAUUUGGCUCCCAGUACACAGCGGCGAAAUUUGGCGGCGAGUUUCCUCGUUGGAAUUUCACGGAUUUCUGGCAUUCGUUUCUAUUGAUCUUCAGGAUAAUUUGUGGAGAGUGGGUAGAACCCCUGUGGGACUGCAUGAGGGCUGCAGGACCUGCGUCCAUUAUUCUGUUCAUUCCCGCCUUCGUAUUGGGGCACUUCAUUGUAAGUUACAUAACAUGAAAGACGUAAUUUAUUUUGCUCCAUCGUCCUCUCUUGGCUGACUCAUAGUGUUAUGAAUAGAAGUGUCUGAAAUUCGAAAAUAAGAGUCGGUUCGGGGCAACCUCUCCUCCACCCCCCCCCCCCCCCCCCCCCCCCCCACCACAAAAAAAACCACCAAAACACCCGGCCCUCCCCCUUUUUUCCGCUUUUUGGGGCGAGAAAAGGGCCCGCACGGGGGAGAUAGUUAGGGGAGCAUUCGUUAAUUUAUUUUUUUUUUUUUCUUUUUUUUUAUUUUAUUAGAUCUUUGGUAGUAGACUGCAGACGAGCGCAAACACUUCAUUGUAAGUUACAUAACAUGAAAGACGUAAUUUAUUUUGCUCCAUCGUCCUCUCUUGGCUGACUCAUAGUGUUAUGAAUAGAAGUGUCUGAAAUUCGAAAAUAAGGGUCGGUUCGGGGCAACCUCUCCUCCACCCCCCCCCCCUCCCCCACCUAAAACGGAUAAGGAAAAGCGCCAGGAACCAGGUUGUCUUUCCCUUUGUUUCAGCAUAUGGGGGCGACAAAGAGGCCCCUACGGUGGAGAUAGUUUGAGAAACCUUUCAUAAUUUAUUUUUCGCUUUUUCCGUCGUAAUAAUUGCUCAAAUCGUGGCGCAAGGAGCGCAGGCUACUGAAAACAAUCUGGAACUGUUAGAUUUUAUUAAGUCAACUUUCGCCACUUACACACUAAAAUUGUAGUAACUGUAAGCAUCCCUCGUGUUGGUCCCUGCCUUUCUUUACUCUCUUUAUUUGACUCCAUAUAAGACGGUCCUAAAGGUAUCCGUCUUAAAGAGAGUUGACUGUACAUUAUUAGGGAUUUUAAGACCCAACGACGCGACGGCAACGAGAACGAGAACGUCGCUUAAAAAGAGAAUGUGCGUUCCCUCAGUCUUAAGAGCAAUUAUUCCUACCCACUUACUUUGUCAAAUGUAGGCGAACCCCCUUGAAGCUGAAUUUUCAAGGGACCAUAGUCAAGCUCAGAAAGAGAAAUAAAAUUUCCUCGUUGCUUUUUUAAGUCCUCCCUAAAAGCAAAAUUAGGCAUUUUCACGUCGUAGUCGUGAAAAACAGGAAAGAAAUGUACAAAAAAGCGUUAUGCACGUGCGAAGUUGUUGUUUUGCUUAUAAACCAUUUGUUUUUUUACCUUCUUGUUGCCGUUCGCGUCGUUGGAUCUUAAAGUCGUUAUUAACUCCGCUAAAACACGUUUCAGAGCUCAUGAGACGUUAGAACUGCAUGCCACCGUAUUUAAUUUCCGUCUUUUUUUUUAGAUUCUGAAUCUCUUCUUGGCAUUGCUGUUAAGUUCAUUUGCCGGACAAGCCUCGCUCUCUUCCUCUCGGGCAAAUAAAAGGUCUCGCGUCUUGUCGCGUCUUAAAAGGGUCGUGAUUGCAUCCAGGUUCAUCAAGAGAAUACGGACUAAAGUCUGGCCUAAAAAGAAUGAAAUUAACACUGAGGAUGACAAAGAAGGUAGUUGUGAUGAUUCAAUACAACAGGCAUAUUUAAUAUAUCUUCUAUUCAUGAUUAAUUUCAAAACUACCUGCUUAGAUGAGGUCGUAUUAUAUAUACGUCCUCAAACUUUUUUGUUGGGUGGCCCAAGGAAAGUGUUUUUCUUAAUUUGGGUGUAUGACCAAAACAAAUCGACAUUGCCUUCAUUCUCGACUUCAGAGCUCUUCUGUAAAUCGCAUCGGGUCAUGCGCUGCCAUAGGACCCGAGGCUCUGAUGACGAGAUAUGAUUGCACCAUAAUUAACACCUUUCGCAUCAUACACUUUUAAUGACAACCACUGACAUUACUGUAGCGCAAACAGAUUCAAAGACGGAGGAAUAAAAACGCACGGAUGUUUGUACUCGAACGGAAACGUUUGCUACACAGGCUACAAUCCAGUCAAAUAAUAAAAAAAAAACACCUGUGCCUUCUACCGUAAAAAUCCUCUAGGUUUUUGUGCCUAAAGUUAUAUUCAUUGUGCUCAGGUAUCUGGUUUUCAAAACAGAUUUACCAAGGAUAAAAUUGAACUACAACAUAUAUUUUGUCAAGCGAGGAUCAAAUACAUACUGACGCCCUACAUGGAGUUAAACUUAUAGCCAAAAAUUGGCUGAAAUUUAAACCGUUAGCUCAGAAAUUUAGGUUUUUUUGACCUGAUAGCUGAGUUCUGAGAAAACGCCAAAAAUCUAACACACCAUUUCUAGAACCUUCAUUUUAAGUCGAUAAUUUCAUUGUACAUUUCAGGCAGCAGUAGUAACGGUCAUGUGAUAAUAAAUGAACCAGCGUCAGUGAGGUCGACGGACGAGGCGAACCAACGUGACAAUAACACAAGGGUUUGUUGCUGUUCCCUGAACGCCCGGGAAUAUGAAGUUGACAACUGUUUCCCUUCUCAUUGCGGCUGCUGCGCGCGGUUUGACGACACACGCUGUCACGUGAUAUGGCUGUGCAUACGUCACAAGGUGAAAUGCCUUGUGGAACACAGAUGGUUUGAAUGGUUUAUCGUGUUCCUCAUCGCUGCAAGUAGUAUUGCUUUAGUAAGUAUAAUUUUAGACGGGAUAUUUAUUAACUCGCAUGUCUAGUCCUCUACUAUGCGUUACUUGGGUCGUCACUCGAGAUAGAGGAACACUGAAUGAUCGACGACUCAGUUAACGGGAGAUUUGCUCAUGGCGUCGAUUGCCGUAUCGUUGCUAUGAUGUUCUACAAACGCCUCUAGGGUCUCAGGUGACGUUUUUGGUUAAAUUUAAGGCAAUUGUGAAGUGUGAAGAGUACAUGGCAAAAGUAAUGACCUUAUUUCCAUUUCAUUGAUUCAGUCCGUUUUGCUGUUUUUUUUCUAUUAUAUAUAUUUGUGCACAUACUUUUCAGGGAUCAAUGUUGUUAUGAAUUACAAUUAUUGAAUUAGCUGUAGAACUUAAUAACCUUCAUUCCAUUUCCAUACAACCCGGUCAUAACAUUUACUUAAUCAUAGUAAGGUGAUGGCAAUAACGGGGCUGACAAACGCCUUCUCCCUUAUUUUCCACUAUUCUUCUUAGAUCAUACGAAGGGGCUCCCCUUAGACCUUUGAACGCAGAUCCUAAGAGGAGGUACUCAAUUACUUUUGAAAUAACUUUCAUGUAUUUUCGUUUAUCUUGCCAACAGGCGUUCGAGGACGUCUACCUGGACAGCAGGCCCACUCUUAAGGAGGUUUUAAGGGUAUUAAACAUCUUUUUCGCUGUUGUCUUCGUGCUUGAGUUUCUACUCAAACUCAUCGGUCUUGGCUUCACGUCAUACUUCUCGAGCGCAUGGAACUGGCUUGAUGUUGCAAUCAUUGCAGUAAGUGACGUCACUUCAUGGCCAAGACGUUUCUAUUUGAGAGAAUUCACUUUUGAUUAUACCAUGGUCCCGCCCACUUCUUUGUGAGUAAGGGCUACAUCUAAAAUGAACGUCUUAACUCGGAUUUCUUUCUAUAGAUCUCUCAUUUUUUUAUUGAGAAAUUUAUGAAUAUCAUUUUACAGCUCGCGAUGUUUCGCAAUUUUUCGAUGAGGGAUGAGUAUCAGAUAGAGGAGGGUGCUAUCUGAAGUGCCUUCUUCUGAUGAUUAUCCUGCACUAUUGGCGCCAUUUUCUGUAUAUUAAAAGCGUCUUCCAAAUUUGUCAACAAUAGCUGGUUAUGAAGUGGAAUAAGCCGGGGUAUUGAGCCAGUCAGAAAUGGGGAAAUGUUUUGAAUGAAUGAUAAAACUUAUUAGCCUCGCACCGUAAUUUUUAGACAUUUCAAUUGGUCAAGAGACCUUAUUAUGUCUAUGUUUUCUGUUUUUCUUCUUGCUUUCAGGUCUCUCUUAUCGCGUUAUUUGGAAAUGAAGAUGUGAUGUCUAUUCGCUCUUUGCGAACACUCAGAGCUUUGCGACCCCUGAGAGCGAUCUCACGAUUUGAAAGAAUGAGAGUAAGUUUGUGAUGUCUGCAUGGCCUGUUGCCUAUUCUUGGUGUAUAAUUGAUAAAUUACUGUUUCAGUGAGGACAGUACAACAGAAAACUUUGGUAUAUCAUCGGAUUCAAUUAGAUAAAUUGGCCACUUAACAAGAUGUCACUGAAAACGUUUGUUUUGAGCACUAGACCUUUGGCGGAGUAAAUCACGGAAUUAUGGUUAGCAGUUUGGAGAAUCAAUACCAACACGAGAUGCCUUUUAAACUAUUCCGGAGUGCUUUUAAAAGGCAUACCAUUGAUAUAAUAUAUUCCGCUGUAGAUGGAGGGUAUCUUAAGAGAACUGCUAGUUGUUCGUUCAAACACACGCACAAUGAAAUCUGCUUUGAAUUCUAUCGUACGCGACGAUAACAAGAGCACUAAACUGCGCUUGCAAUAUUGCAUAUUCUCUCCCCGUAAUGUAUUUAAAGUUUAGGUAAGGUUUAUACGUUUUCGGUUUCCUGUCAUUUUAUAUCUUAGAAUUUGCAGAUUUGACAAGUCCCUGAACUCUGAAUUCAGAGUCCAGAGUCUUGUCAAACAUUUAGUUCAUCGGAUUACCGAUCAAGAUCCUGGAAUCUGCCGCUACUAUUGCGCUUAUCGAUCUCUAACUGUGGUCGCUGCACAACACUUAGACACAGCUAGUAUUCCGGUGCCUCCAAAUUCCUAUUGAAGGCAACUUCUAAUAGUCUCCCUAGGCUCCUGUGUAUUCGUUAACUUUGUUCCAGGGUACGACCAAUAAAACCCACUCUCAGACUGUCCUUAUGCUGUCUUUUAGGUGGUAAUAAGCUCGCUGUUUCAUGCAAUACCUGGUAUCGCCAAUGUUCUUCUGGUUUGCGUCGUGUUCUGGUUGAUAUUCAGCAUUAUGGGAGUCAAUCUUUUUGGCGGGAAAUUCUUCAAGUGCGUUGAUGAGCAUGGUGUUAAAUAUGACGCAGCUGUGGUACCCAACAAAACUGCAUGUCUUCAGAGAGGAGACCGCUGGAUAAGAUCCAACGUCAAUUUUGACAAUUCCUUUAAUGGGUUUUUGGCACUUCUUCAAGUGGUAUGUUCAUAUCCCCAACUUUCAUUUCAAAGUGUUCUACCUACAUUAAUCCUUGGUUUUUUUUCGGGUAUCUGUGUACUUAUACCGCCAAUGCAUGUCAUAUUUUAAAAUGUAGGCUACUUUCGAAGGAUGGAUGGAAGUUAUGGAGGACGCCAUUGAUGCUACAAAGGUAAAGCAGGAGGGUUUUUUGCGUUACCGGUUUGGGGGGCUUAUCCAUGGAGGGGCUUAUUUUCGGAAUUUUACGGUAUUUGAAUGUUUUCAAGGAAAUGUUAUCUGCUGUGCUUCUUAUGAUCAGUUAUAAGUGUCAAUAGGAGAUGUUGUUACAAGUUGUUGUUGUUGUUGUUGCUGCUGUCUUUUAUUUAUUCCUAUUUAAUCGCUCAGUGUUUGUAUUUGUUCUUAGGUGGACCAGCAACCGAUAAAGGAAAACAACUUGGCCGCCUAUAUGUACUUCAUUGUAUUCAUUAUUUCCGGAUCAUUUUUUGUGUUAAAUCUGUUCAUCGGCGUUAUCAUUGACAACUUCAACCACCUCAAACAACAGGUCAGAAGAUUAAAAACGAUUCACGGCUCUAUAGAACUAGUUAAUGAUGUACUUGAAAUUUAUCGUUUAUUGUUCCAAAGCCGUGAAGGAGCGAGUAAUGACGAUCGGCUUUUAACUCUUUCAAUCGUAAUCCGAGCGCGCAAGGUCAAAUAAAAUAAGGCAACACAGCUGCAAAAUGAAUCCAGCGUCUUGAAAGGAAAAGAAGAGUGUCAGUGGGGUUCUGUUCACGGAGCAGUCACACUACAGGGUUUCAUCCACAGACUCGAAAGUCAGAACCAAACUGCAAAUAGUACCUUGUGAAAGUACUACUGAAAAGCUUUCAGUUGAUGGUCACUCCAUAGGAUUUCGUUCACAGACUUAAAACUAAGUAUAAAGCAAAUAGUUCAAUGUGAUUGUACCGCUGAAGACUCAAACUUUUAUGUCUCCAUUGUCUGACACGGAUCAGUUUAAGAUUCUAGGGGACUACGUACUAACCUACCCUUUUUCUAAUUCAACGUGUAAACUCCAGGGCUAAAAGUAUAAGAGUAAGAUUAAGACGAAUUAAAUUUUCGCAAGGCUUCCUUUAAUAGAUUCACUGAGCUCAAUGUCAUUGAUGAAGUCAACCGAUGGGCAUUGUGUUUUGAAUUUUCCCACAGAUGGAAGUGUAUGGCUCUAUGCACAUUUUUCUCACCCCAAAACAGAGAAGUUGGAUGAACGCUCUGAAAAAUGCAGCAGCAAAAAAACCCAAAAAGAAGGUGGAAAGGCCAACGGUAAGAGUGUUAGUAGACAUGACCGCAAAAGGGAGUCAAAUGAGUUAAGCUCACAGAAAACUAGAAGGAAUUAAAAGCAGUUAUUUCAGUCCUGCAAAAAAAGUGAAUGUUGUUAAUGCAAGCGGGCUAAUCUUAGUCCACUUGGAAGGAGCAUGGAUAAUGCGUCUUAAAAUUCAUAGCCUGCGUGGGACUUUAUCGGGUUUAAAUCUUUCAUCCAACGAAUCCUUUUGUGGUCAAUGGUUGUAAUUUAGGCUGUUAAGCCGCGAGAAGUAUGGGGACGAGUUUUAAAAUUGGGAUUUUCCCUUGCAGCUUCUCCCCACCGCCCGCCCCGCGAUUCUCCCCACCUCGAGUGGGGAGAAUUGCGGGCGCAUCCAAAACCCCAAGUCUGGAGACAGCCUAUUGCAGCUUUGACGCUUGCAAAAAUCCUUUGCGGCUUCCCACUAGCGACAAGCGGCAAAUCAGCCGCAAAACGCUACCGGGGGGCACUCCUGGGAAUUCUUUGUGGGGUUGUACAGCCCGGUUCUCCAAAACAUGACCCUAUUUAGACCAAAAAAUGUCAUUUUCACACCCGUUUUCAGACCGGGCCUCUAAAAUUCAUUCCCGUUUUCAGACUUCGCUUCGAAACUCGUGAGGUCGACUUGUGGCAUAUUUCUCUUUCUUUCUUAUUCAUUUGGAAUUGAAACGAUAAAUACGUUCAUACACUCCCGCAGUUCUUUCGAAAACCACACCCGAUUCCAGACCAAAAUGAACAAAGUCUAUACCCGUUUUCAGACCUUUGGGGCGGCACAUACCUCAUGGCUUGUAUAAGGGAGUACCCCUCCCAGUAAAAAGCUUUUACCCUUCUAUGAUCCCAUCUGCUUCAGAGGACACAAAUCCUACAUCAAACUUGAAUUUGCAUCAUUUUUUCCAUUUUGAUAUCUUUCAGAAUCGUUACCAAGCGGUGGUAUUUGACUUGGUUGAAAAUCGCAAGUUUGAAAUGUUUAUAAUCUCCGUGAUUACAAUCAACAUGUUAGUGAUGAUGGCACAGCAUUAUGGGCAACCACCAGUGGUGGAUGUAGUGCUCGAUAUCCUUUUAUAAGUUGUCUAUUCAGAAAUAACCCGGAGGAGUCCGCUGGGAGAGGGAUUCCCCGAUACCGUAAACGUUCCCCGUAUAAGCCCCCCCCCCCCCCCCUCAGUUAAAAGUCCACUGCCGGGGUGAUAUGGUUGUGCGCAUACAUAAGGUACUGGCCAUACCACGGAGUUGGUACGUGUGCUUCUGUGCUUAAAUUGCUAAAGGCUUAUCUACCUCUAAACAAAAAGAACAAAUUCGGUCAUAAGCCCCACCCUAGCUUGUAUUAAAAUGAAUUCGAUUUUUUAAGACGUUUUGGAACUAAAAAAAGGGAGUAAAUUCAUAACGCAAUUUGAUCAACACUGCUAUGUAGCUCGUUUUGAAACGCUUUCUUUUAAGUCUGGUUAUAAGCCUCCCCCCCCCCGGAUAUAAGCCCCUCAGUAGUGUUUUAUGUUGAAUUUACUUUAUUUUCUCUAGGAUAUAAUAAUUGGUGAUGUCAUGGACGAAUAACUCGACCCUUACUCGACAUCAACAAGGAGUAAAUGCAACAUUUAACACUACUCCCCUCCGUUUAUAAGCCCUGCCAAAACCCCUUACCAAGCUGUAUAAGCCCAGGGCUUUUAAGCGGAAGCUUACGGUAUGUCGUUCAAAUAAACAGGUGCCGCAGGACAGUAUAUUUGCAGUCGCGAAUGAGGGGACAGCAUAUUCUGAAUGCCGUCUCGUUCCCAGUCCCCAGCUCUUUGUUAUCAAGAGUGAUAAACGCCUGGAGAAAGUAAUCACUAUUAGUAAAAUCCAACUAGUGGUCUAUUAUCAAUGGUGCGUUCUGAUUGGUUGAGCUACUAUUAGGCUAUAUGUUAUAGCCCACUAGUAGCGAAAAGCGCGGGCUUUUUGGCGGCAAAAAGGGAUUUAAGUCUAGGUUUAACUAGCUAAAAUUUUUUUAUUCUCGAUAUUUUUUACCAACUAGUUGGAUUUUACUAAAACAAUUAUUCCUUUCGCCCUCAUGGCCUCUGACUCAAUAGCCCAUUCGGGCUCGAGGAAUAAUUGUUAAAUACUUACAGUAGCAUAAGGCCUCAAUCAUUACAUCACCUGAAAUAAACUUUUAAUUGCAUACCAGAAUGGAGUAGUAUUACUGAAAAAAAAAGGCUCUUAGGUUCGUGUUUUAAACAGAAAGGGUUAUUUGUUAAUUUUUUUUACUUCCAACACUACGUUCUAUUUCUCCUUAACGAGAGACCGCUCUGUUCGUCCAUCACAAUACUUCAACAUCGUAUUUACCUGCAUAUUCAUCAUCGAGGCGAUAUUGAGGAUUUUCGCCCUGAGAUUAGGAUAUUUUAUGCAUUCUUGGAAUGUGUUUGACUUCGUUAUUGUAGUUUUGUCUAUAAUAGGUGAGUAAACACUUUGUAGAUAAUAUGUCGUCAUCAUGAUCUUCAAAUGAUAUUUGUGACAAAUAGACGUUAACUGGUCUUAACUGAGCUUUGCUAGGAUUCGUAGUGGUGCCUUCCUACAUAGCUUAAAUUGCCAAUAAGUACCCCAAAAUACAAGAACCUGUUUUGCCAGACCUGAAAAAAAAAUGCAGGUUUUCAGUAGCGGGUGUUUACUGUAUUGUUCUAUCAUACGGUACAUGAGGUAGUUGUCUAAACAAGUGCCAUAAGAUUCAGUGUCGUCAAAAUUCGUUUUCUGAACAACGCGGUUUGAAAACAAACACUUCAAAGUGUAGCAAUCCUUCAUGGCUGUUGCCGCACCACUGGGCAAGAAUUACGAACCAGCGAAAGGGACAAGCGGACAAGCGGGGAAGGAAGUAGUUUCUUUUCUACUUGCUCGCUGUGUUUAGUCUAUAGUCUUUCCUGACAACUUUCCCAGCUCUCAACUAUAACCGAAAAAGGCACUGAGAGCAGUCCAGGCAACUCUGUACAAAUCUCGUUCAGAGAUAGUAUAAUUCCUUUAUGCAUUCUGCAAUUUUUGUUUGAAAUUCUUUGCAAUAAUGUGUAUCUUUUGUUGUUUUGCAGGAAUCGUGAUAGAAAGCCUAAACAGAACAGGAAUUAUAAUCACGCCAAAUCUACUCCGCGUCGUUCGAGUUUUCCGCAUCGGCAGACUCUUGCGCUUCUUCCAGAAAGCUAAAGGAAUACAAAGACUGAUUUUCUCGCUUCUCAUUUCCUUGUCAGCGCUGUUUAAUGUUGGAGCCAUACUUUUUCUCAUUAUGUUUAUAUACGCUAUCAUAGGAAUGUCCUUCUUUGGGUACGUGAAGAAGACAGGCGCAUUGAACGAUGUCGUGAAUUUUGAAACGUUUUUGAACUCUAUGCUUCUGAUCUUCCGUUUAAUGACCGCCGCGGGAUGGAACGAUGUUUUAGAUCCCUUGAUGAUCGAGCCGCCUGAUUGUGAUCCAGAUUACAAGGAUUUGUCGAACGGAAAUUGUGGAAACUACUGGGCUGCGGUCAUCUAUUUUUACAGUUUUAUAAUAAUUAUUUUUCUAGUACUCAUCAACAUGUAUGUCGCGGUAAUUCUGGAAAAUUACAACAACGUGAUCGAGCAAGAAAAGGUUGGAAUAACAGAAGACGACAUCGAUUUGUUUUAUGAACACUGGAUUUUAUAUGACCCUGAUAGCACUCAAUAUAUAUAUUAUGGCGAUCUAUCAGACUUUCUCCACACGUUGGAGGGGAACCUGGGUAUUAAGAAACCAAACAAGGCCGCAUGCGCGCUGCUAAAUAUACCGCUGUACGAAGACGACAAGAUUUACUGUCUGCACUUGCUACAGGCCUUGGUGCGUAAGGUGGUCAGCGGCUACGAGGAGUUUGAUUCUGAUGAAUUCAAAGUGGUGUUAAAAAGGAUGGAAGAGAAAUUUCGAGCUGUGUUUCCCUCUGUAACACACUACCGUCAAACGAAUACCACACUGGUUAAGAUCCGCCAGAUCAGGGCAGCUCAAGUAAUCACGCGCGCCGUUAGAAGGUAUCGCGUAAGAAAACAAAGAGAGGCGCUGGGUUUGAGUCAAGGAAGUGGGGAAAAGUUAAGGGUAGUGGCAAAGGAAAACCACGCAUUUGACGGGAAGACCGCGAUUCGCAGGGGAAAAAUGGGGAGCCGCAUCGCCGACAUGUUGGUCCAUGGAAAUUAUACCCUCAGUGAUUCUUUACCUAAUUUGAACAGAACGGUUGAUAAUAAAGAAAAAAGAGGUUCACUGGGUCAAAUUAUGGGGAUCAGCCAUGGAAGUACAGAAACUAUAAGAACCUUAAAUCGUAGUCUGAAAGAACCAGGAAAACACGCAGUUAACAGUGGAAAGAGCAGAAGUCAUUUAGACGUUGUACAUGACAAGAGCUUGAGCGAUUCAGUUCCAAAUUUGUCUAAAAGAGGCCACGAAAAGGACAAACUAGCUCUCCAGGCUUGGAAAAGAGAAGCUAUUCCAAGGACACCAACUUUGAAUAGACCGCUAGUCCACGAUCGGCUAGCUGUCCUACGACAACAAAAACCAAGGUCUGCUCCCCUCAAGAAAAUUAAAAUCUUAGAACAACCUAAAAUCCAUCAGGCGGAUCCUUGACAAGCCAAACAGAAGUUAAAUUCUGUUUUGUUUAGGAAGAUGUAAUGAAUUUAAGACCUUUUUAAAAAAAGUUCUCUGGAAAUUA
This is a messenger RNA of Porites evermanni, 23879 nucleotides long. The record is from the annotation of a GenBank genome assembly. Lineage: Eukaryota; Metazoa; Cnidaria; Anthozoa; Scleractinia; Poritidae.